UUUUUAAAAUCGGCUUCGCAGAUAUAGUAAAUUCAUUUAAAACUACCUAUUUUAUUUCACUUUCACAUCCAAAUAAUGAACCUGUCCAUAUCUAAUUGCUUUAGGCUUAAAAAUAUGAAAUCUAUAAUUGAUCGCACUAAGAACAACUCCAUAAAUUGUAAUAAGCACUUAUAGUAUUAAAACUACUACUACCAUGCAUGGUCAUCUUUGUUUUGUAAAGAAAUUUAGAAUCAGGAGAUAUCGUAUACUGGAAAAUAAUAUUGGAAGUAAUUGGAUAAAUAUUAGGGCUUAUUGUAAUUGGGAUAUCAAAAUCAACAAAUGUUUAAUUCAAGCUACUUAGAUUUAAAAAUUAUGA
Messenger RNA from Paramecium sonneborni, 355 nucleotides. The record is from the annotation of a GenBank genome assembly. Lineage: Eukaryota; Ciliophora; Oligohymenophorea; Peniculida; Parameciidae.